AGUUUCCGCGGGACGAUGAGCGCGUAGGGAGGGCGAGGAGGCGGUCCUGGAUUUAUCUUCAUUUUUUUCUAUUUCAGCAGGUGCUGGCCGAGGUUGGGAACUUCGCGCCAUGAAGAUUCUGGGCUACAUUGUGGUCAUCAAGAGGUCGGGGGCCGAUGGGACGCCCUUCCCUCUGACCAAUACCAGCUGUUCCAUAGGACGCAAUAAUGAGUGCGACAUCCGAGUCCAGCUGCCCAGUGUGUCCAGACAGCACUGCCGGGUGGACGUGGAACCCAGUGGGAAGGCUUACAUUACCAACCUCAGUCAAACCAAUCCAACACUCCUAAACGACACACCCUUAGCGGGGGAAGAGAUAUCCAUCUUGACUCAUAAGGACUUGCUAACAGUUGCGGACAGGCAGUUCCGCUGGGAAUAUCCUGAGGGAUCUAUACUUGCUACUGUCACCAAGAGAGAAAGGGAUAUUGAUUACAAGAUUCUUUCGCCAAAAGCAAAGUCACCUGUAAGCCAGCACAUGCGUGAAGGUUACAGAUUAGAAACUUAUGAAGCUGAAAGUAACAAGAAGCGGAAACCAGGGGAAACUGAAUUGCCUGAUGCAAAGAGAAAGAGAGUUUCUUUCGGGCCCUAUCUUAACCCUGAACAUUUUGAUAAACAGUUGCCACCAGCUACUCCUGUCAGCAAGGGCGAGAAACCAAACACACGAAGAGCAUCAUUGGAUCUGUCUAGCAGUCCAUUUGUAAAGGGAAGCUCAAAGAAGAAAAACCGCAUUUCACUCAUUCCAAGUGCUUCCGUUAUUACAGAAGAGAGUGGUAUUGACACCCCAACUAAGAGUCUUUUAAGAAGGAGGAGCCCAACUCCUGUGAAACCUUACUUGGCUCGAAGUCUUGGUCUCCUUACUCCCAAGGCAUUAAAUGGAACACCAAACUCAAGCCCAGAAAACUUGAAGACACAUUCGGUGCAAGCUGAAUUAUCAGCUUCUGAAGUAUCAAGUGCAUUGGAGAGUGCCUUUCAGAAGAGCACAAAGGCUGUGGGAUCACUCAGUCCAAGGGACAGCAGUGAUGAUGAAGGAAAUACACUUGCUGUGAAGAGCCCCAAAGCCUCAAGCCCAACAGCUGCCUCUCCAAAGACCAAGAGCCCAGCAGCUGCAACCCCCAAAGCCAAAAGUCCAUCGGCUGCAACUCCCAAGGCCAAGAGUCCAUCUGCAUCUCCCAAGGCCAAGAGUCCAUCUGCAUCUCCCAAGGCCAAGAGUCCAUCUGCAUCUCCCAAGGCCAAGAGUCCAUCUGCAUCUCCCAAGGCCAAGAGUCCAUCUGCAUCUCCCAAGGCCAAGAGUCCAUCUGCAUCCCCCAAGGCCAAGAGUCCAUCUGCAUCCCCCAAGGCCAAGAGUCCAUCAGCAUCCCCCAAGGCCAAGAGUCCAUCAGCAUCCCCCAAGGCCAAGAGUCCAUCAGCAUCCCCCAAGGCCAAGAGUCCAUCAGCAUCCCCCAAGGCCAAGAGUCCAUCAGCAUCUCCCAAGGCCAAGAGUCCAUCGGCAUCCCCCAAGGCCAAGAGUCCAAAGGUUAUCUCUACUAAGAUCAGUAGUCCAAAAAUGUCCCCCAAAAGUACAAAGAGCCCUAAAGCAGUUACUCCAAAGAAACCUAGCCCUCAUACUGCCAGUCCCAAGAAACUAGAAAAGACGCCCAUCGAAAAGAUCCCCAUAAAACUUGUCACCCCUAAAUCUGGAGCCAAGAAACUGUCUUCCCCUAAGGCCAUGUCUGCAAAGAUGACAACCCCCAAGACCAGUCCUAAGACUCAAGGAACACCCAAGAACACUAACUUGAAAACUUCUCCAAAAGUGACCUUAAAGACCUCCCCAGGGAAACUAGGGGCCCCCAAAACCACUCCCAAGAAGCUUGGAACCCCCAAGACCACACCCAAGAAGUUGGGUACUCCAAAAACUACACCCAAGAAAGUGGAUACCCCCAAAGUCACACCCAAGAAGGUGGAUACUCCUAAGAUUACACCCAAGAAGGUAGAUACUCCUAAAGUUGCACCCCAGAAGGUGGAUACCCCUAAAAUUACACCCAAGAAGGUGGAUACCCCCAAAGUCACACCCAAGAAGGUAGAUACCCCUAAAGUGACACCCAAGAAGGUAGAUACCCCUAAAGUGACACCCAAGAAGGUAGAUACCCCUAAAGUGACACCCAAGAAGGUAGAUACCCCUAAAGUGACACCCAAGAAGGUGGAUAUCCCCAAAGUUACACCCAAGAAGGUAGAUACUCCUAAAGUUACACCCAAGAAGGUGGCUACUCUGAAAGCCACACCCAAAAAAGUGGGAACACCCAAGAAAGUAACUCAAUUGGGGAGACUAAAACUUGUACCCAAAAAAGCUGGUGUAAAAACAACUACAAAAACCACUCCCAAGUCAACAUCCUCAAGAGGACAGAAAAGGAAGGCCAGCUUGACACCUCAGGCAGCAGCAAAAUCCAAGAAGACCAAAGUAGCUGUAGCCACACCUAAGCAAGGAAGCACACCUAAGAAAACGCCAAAGAAAGUUCAAGCAAGAGUUUUGGGUAAGACCCCUGGAAAGACCCCAGGAAAGACCCCUAAGAAGUCCUGGGCAGAUGUGCUGAAGCGAGGCCUCAUGGCGCGGAAGAUGCCGUCAUCCAAGGCCCAACGUGCCAGGGAAGUUAUCCAGAAGGCAAGAGUCCUCAGGGAUUCUCGUAAGGCUGGAGGAGUGAAGGGUGCUUCAAAUACCAAAUUUUCUUUGGAGGUGCCACAAAACUUUGAUUUUAAAACUUCUACCACUGGGCAUGUCAAUUCACCAGCUCCAAUCUUCAUUUACAAGAAAACCGCAAAAACACCCCGUGUCUUUCGAAAAGGACGAAAAAGCCCCCUUAAGUCCAGAACCACAGGACCAGCAGGAACUGAUGAACACUUGGAGGGAUUGGCAGGGCUCAUGGAUACCCCAGGCAAAGUGGUUGAUUCAGAAGCUAGGAUGGCACAUAAUAUCAAAACUAGUGAAUCUAUCCCAGGAGUUUCCUUGAACCACUUAUCUGCACCAGAAGGCUCACCUCGUCCAAGAGGAAGACCUCCAAAACAAGCAACAAGUCCAUCAAAGACACCACAGGCCUCACCUCGUCCAAGAGGAAGACCUCCAAAACAAGCAACAAGUCCUGCAAAGACACCGGAGGGCACACCUCGCCCAAGAGGUAGGCCUCCAACAAAGACUGCAAGUCCAGUAAAGACACUGGAGGGCUCUCCUCGACCUAGAGGUAGGCCUCCAACCAAGUCUGCAAGUCCAGCAAAGACACCAGAAGGCACACCUCGCCCAAGAGGUAGGCCUCCAAAGAAAGACAGCACUUCAAGUCCGGUGAAAAUGCCUCAGAACAUAUUUGGUUUUACAGAGCAAAUAGAUGUUUCAAGCCCAAGUAAAAAUACAUUAGACUUAAAAUCUCCAGAGCAACUUAGUGUUGCAAGUCCAGUAAAAACUCCAGAAGAACCAACACCAAAACGUAGAGGAAGGCCGCCCAAAUAUUCAAUGACGCCAAAUCUAAAAACUCCUUCAGGACCUUCAGCAUCAGAUUUUGAGGAUUCUUUAGGUGCAUCACCUGCUCUUUUCUCUCCAUGCACUCCAAGCAUUGUCAGCAAUAGUCACACUUCAGUUAAAAUGAGUAUGUCCUAUGCCAAUACUCCAUCAUCAUAUGGUAAUACCACAAACUUUGAUUUCUCCUCCAUUAAGACGCCAGAUGUAACAGAGGACAAAUUCAUUUCACCACUUGUAACACCUGCUGUGGCUAACAACACUCCUGAGCGUUUAUUGCGAAGUGUACGUGGAAAGUCUGCUUUGGCCUCACCAGAAGAAGUACCCAUAGAAACUGAUGCCACUACUUUUGACUUUGAGUGUGCCGACACUCCAAAUGUUUCACAGGAUAUAUUUGUCUCGCCAGUGGGUGUAAAAUCUAAAACAUCACCUGAAUUAAGAGGUUUGAAGUCCUUGUACAAGAAAAAUAAUGCUGCAGACUAUAAUAAUGUUGAGGGAUUGAAAAAGCUAAUGUCAACACCAAAGCCUGAUAAUGUGACAAGUUCAUCCUAUACAACUGUUUCUGGUUUGAGAAACUUGAUGAAAACGCCCAAAAUGCCAGUUCCGGAGAAAGAAGCUGAUGACACUCACUUACCUGGAAUACGGAAAAUUCUGCGGACGCCAAAGCCUGCUUCUGAAAGCCCUCAAGCUGACUAUUCAAAUGUUGCUGGUGUCCGUAAACUGCUGAAGACACCAGCACCUAGUGUUGCAGAGAGAGAAGCUGAUGAUUCUCACAUACCAGGAAUCAGGAAAGUCUUGCGAACACCAAAACCUAAUCCAGAAAGCCCCAAAGCCGAUUAUACAAGUGUCACUGGAUUGCGUAAACUCAUGAAGACCCCUAAAGCAAAUGCCCCAGAAGAGCCAGUUGAUGACUCCAAACUCUUUGGUAUUGGAAAAAUGUUACGGACACCAAGAACCACAGAAUGUCCUGAAGCUGAUUACACAAAUAUUCAUGGAGUGCAUAAGUUAAUGAAAACACCUAAAGGGCCUGUACCUGAGCGUGAAGCUGAUUACACCCACAUCUCAGGGAUUAGGAAAGUACUGAGAACACCCAAGCCAACACCACCCUCUCCAAAAGCAGAUUAUAAUAAUAUUGCUGGAGUUAAAAAUCUACUAAAGACCCCAAGAGAGGAAACUCUGAAUGAGGCAGAUUAUACCAAUGUUACUGGACUGAAGAGGUUAUUAAGAACUCCUCGUAGUGCCAAAGAAACUGCAGAGGCUGACUACACUAAUGUACAAGGAUUAAGAGAUCUAAUGAAAUCUCCAAGACAGAAACCAGAGAAUGUGGAAAUGGAAGCAGAUUAUACAGAACCAAAAGGAUUAAGGAAUCUGAUGGCUACCCCUGCUCAGAAGCGUCUGGAGCCUUUGGCAGAUUAUACCAAUGUAAAGGGUAUGAAACGAAUGCUCUCAACCCCUCAGACUCACAUUAAUGCACCAGAAGCUGAUUACACCAAUGUGCAUGGAGUGAAGAAUAUUAUGAGAACACCCAAAUCUCAAGAUUAUUCUUUGGAGGUUGACUUACAAGGGUUAGGGCAGUUAAUGAAAACCCCUCUUACUGACCAAACUAAUGUAGUUGGUCAAGUAACUGAACUGGUACGCCAGACUACCACACCAGCUUCAGGUAGAAAGUCACGAAGAGCUCCAAAAGUUAUCAGUCCAACAACAAGCUCACCUUCAGAAAAUAUACCUCCUGUAGAGCCACUUAAAUCCCACACAGAGGUAGUACAAGAGAAAGAACUUGAUGAAGGCCUGACUCCACGAAGAACUCGAAGAACAAUCAAAACUGAGUCAGAAAGCAAUACACCAGUGAGACGUGGGCGAUCCCGUCAAGUUAACGUUAAGAAUGAAGUGGCACAAGAGGAUUCUCCAGUUUCAUCAACUCGUAGCCGCAGGGGCAAACGGGGAACUGCACCUGAAGAGGUAGCUGAGGUGCCACAGAAGAAGUCAAAGAGGCGGCAGAAUCAGGCAGAAGAAUCGGUGGAUUCAAAUGAUGGAUCUGAGGAAAAAAUAGUUGAAUUGCCAGUUCCAUUUAAUGUUGAUGAAAAAGAAUCGGAGGAAAUUGUUGAAGAAAAGAAAUCUUUACCAAGGAGAGGUGGCCGAAGCCGCAAGGAUGCGGUUUUGCAGAAUGAAGUAACAACUAAUGAAGAAACAGAAGUGGCAAAGGUUUUGACACCAGUGAAAAGAAGACAAAAGCAGUCUGAAGAUAUAGAAGUGAACCUCCCAGUUGCAGUGGAAGCAGCCAUUGAAGAGCCUGUAAAACCAUCUACACCAGUAAAGAGAGGACAAAGAAGGGCUCAACCAAAGAAAGAAGAAGAAACUGAUGAUGUGUCUUUAGACAUCCCUGCUGUAAAACGUACAAGAGGAAAGUCAACCAAAGAAGUUGCCAAAGUAGAAGAAUCCCCCAAAGUUUCAACACCAGUGCGAAGGGGACGAAGAAGAGGUCAGGCUGAAAUUGAAAAAGAAGCCGAACCCCAGGAACUGCCUGAGACACCUAAUGUAGAUGAAGUACAAACGAGUGUGGAUGAAGACCUGGAAAAGCCAGUGAAAAGUCGUGGUAAGAGAGUACGUGUGGUUGAGCCGAAAGAAGUAAAUACUGAAGAAGUGAAGCCUACAACAAGAAGAGGGCGCUCACAAAAGGUUGUAGAGGAAUUGGACACAGAGGGGGAAAAAAUGGUAGAUAGCAAGCCAAAGGGUGGAAGAAGAGCUGCGAGUAAACAAGAAACGUCAGAAGCUAAUGAAGAAUUAGUGAAGCCUGUCAGCAGUGGACGUGGUCGUGGUAAGAAAAAGACCGACGAAGCAGAAAAAGACAGCAACCAGGAAACAGAGCAGCCAACCCCAGUCAAAAGACGUGGUAGAGCUGCAAAGGCUAUUGAAGAACCUGAGCCUACUUCAGAAGCUUCUACACCAUCAACAACCACCAGAAGAGGUCGUGGUAAGGCCACUAACAAUAAGGAGGAGGAGGAAAGCGAGUCCUCUCAGGACCAAGUGAAAACUACCAGCCGUGGUCGAGGCCGCAAACAAACCACAAAAGAUACUGAAGAAACCGUUGUAGCUGAGCCUGAAACAAAGACACGAAAAACAAGGGGCAAAAAAGAGGAGCCUGCGAAGAAUGAGGAGGAAGUUGCACAAACCUCUACCAGAUCGAGACGAAAAGUUGAUACAGAGGAGAAAGUGACAAAGGUGACUAGACAGACAAGGUCACGGAAGUAAAUUAGCAGUACAACUGUAUACCUGAGUACCUGCCUGCAUUUACUGCAAUAGAAGUAAAAUGUUUUAUACUAUCAGAAGGUUAUCUUACUUUUACUGUCAUGAUUUCAACAAAAAAAUCUGUUUAUAUCAUUUUACAUUUGUAACACUUUUUUAAGACUAGUAUUGUAGAUAUGUUAGGUGUUUUAGUGUGUCUUUUAUGUAAUUGUAAAGAUAUUUUUGUCAAACUGACAAAUAAAUAAUUCUAUAGGAAUGUCCCUGAAUGGUUACUUUUACCAUUGGGAUUUAUAUUUUCUGGUAACCAGAUACCAUAAGGAGACAUUGGGGGUAUUUAAAAUUAGUUGUUUUCCUUCAAGAUUUGUCCUUUAUACAUUUUCAACACUUUUUCAACAUCAUCUUUUUUUUUUUGUCAAUGAUAGUAUUGACAGUACAUUAUUGCAUAGCUUACAAUAUCUACUCACUCUCUUACAUAUUUUAAUUUCCUUUAUAUGUGCAAGAUUUGAAGGUUUAGAAAUAAGUUUCUUUCCUUUUUUAUUCUUUAUAAGCUAACAGAGGAAUUCACAAAUGAAAUUAGAUAAAGCAUGUAGAUAGCAGUCAUUAAAUUGUGAAUGUG
Penaeus indicus is the source of this 7373-nucleotide messenger RNA. RefSeq names its product mucin-2-like. Gene Ontology annotation, biological process: regulation of mitotic nuclear division; regulation of chromosome segregation. Gene Ontology annotation, molecular function: DNA binding; protein binding. The record is from RefSeq and is a predicted model, not a curated record. Bases 110 to 6763 code for a protein of 2217 amino acids. The transcript has 8 exons. Gene Ontology annotation, cellular component: chromosome; nucleus. Lineage: Eukaryota; Metazoa; Arthropoda; Malacostraca; Decapoda; Penaeidae.